Molecule: messenger RNA, 3679 nt
Organism: Schizosaccharomyces cryophilus OY26
Lineage: Eukaryota; Fungi; Ascomycota; Schizosaccharomycetes; Schizosaccharomycetales; Schizosaccharomycetaceae
Exons: 3
Coding region: 32-3334 (1100 amino acids)
Biological process (GO): tRNA export from nucleus; rRNA processing
Cellular component (GO): UTP-C complex; CURI complex; small-subunit processome
Source: RefSeq, a predicted model, not a curated record
CAACGACUCAGGAAAUUUCUUUAGGGGUGUCAUGAGUGCCAUAAAGACAGAGUUGAGUGGACCAUCUGAUAGUUUUAAUGAGCAGAAUGAAUCCUUGAACGUUAACAAUAAUAAUGUUAAAGACAGUCCAAAAAAUGGCAUACAAACCCCUAAUGACUCUAUUCAACGAAAACGCUUUAAGACAGAAGUAGAGCGCGAAGAUUUAGAAAAUCUUACUCUUUCAAAGACGAGUGCUUUUGACCUCCAGGCUGUAGAGCUAGUGAGAGAAAUUUCUGUUAGCAAUAAGCAUUUGAAGGUGUCUCUUUCUCUUGUUGAAAGGAUAAAGAAAGUAUUAAAAGGUAUUCCAGAAUCUGAGGAAUGUAAUUUCUGGCUAGCAUGCAAAGAGUUAGAGAAGUCUGGCAGUGUUAAAAUACCUCUACACAAGCCCUUUCCCCCUGAAGAUACAAACAUUAAAGUUAAGUCUUCGAGUCCAUUAUCGGUUUCUGCUGGUAUUCUAUCCAGCAGUGGAAAGCUCUUUUCUACUCCAGAUGGUUGGGUGUAUGAUCUACUUGCUGAAAUGCCUCCUACACUUUUCACACCUAAAGAUUUUUUAAAUAAUCGUUAUUUCCAUAAGCGUGAAUAUUAUCUAGCAUGCUUAGCUAAAGAGGUAGUUCAAAAACUUGGCACUGACGUUGAGGUCAAGUACAUUGCUCUACAUGGGGACGUGCGCCGACCUAUUUUACAGUUGAAGCCAGUAACCGAAGAUCCUUCGUCGCGUAAAAGAUUUUCAAUACAUAUAAUACCUUGUCUUACUUCCUUCUUUCCUACAUCUAAGUUGUUGGGCCAUAAAAACAGUCUUAGAAAUCUUUCGGCUGGUGAGGAACUGCUUCCUACUCCAUUCUACAAUUCCUCUAUUUUGGAGGAUCAAUCUAUGUUAUACUAUCGGGAUUUGAUUAAAAAAUACAGUGUGAAUCCUCAAUUUGUUGAGGCUUGCGGAUUAGGUAGCGUCUGGUUAAAUAUGAGAGGCUUCUGCUCAAGCAUACAUCAGUAUGGCUUUGGCCUUCAAGAAUGGUAUGUUUUGCUUGCUCUUCUUAUGAGCGCAUCCGGACUUCCCACAGGCAGCGUUUUGUCUGCGUACUUGAAUGCUACUCAAUUAUUUAAGGGUGUUUUGCAGGUUUUGUCCUCUGAUAGUCUUUCGAAUUCAUUAUAUAGAGUAAAUUAUGACACAUCGUCUUUGGCCAUUGUUGAUCGUUCUUCACCUACGUUUGUCGAUUGCUCUACUGGUUCAAAUUUACUCUAUAAAAUGAAUCAAAAAUAUUUUGAAUAUUUAAAGGUCUCUUCUUUGCAUUCAUUGAAACUUUUGAAUGAGAACGAAAUUGCCAAUUUUCCUAAGGUUUUCCUCACCCGAGUGAAUGUUCCUAUUCUCGAGUUUGAUGUUUCUGGUACCAUUCCUGUGGAUUUAGAAGCAAGUCUUGAGAAUUAUGUCGAAUUGACGGAUUUGGAUUCUAAAUUUUCAUAUUAUUUGGCACGACUUUGGAAUUUACUGGACCAAGGUUUGAACGAUCGUGCAAAUAGGCUUCUUCUGUUUCAAUCAGACGUUAUUUCAUCCGGAGUAAACGAUUCGUUAGAAAACAAUUAUCCAAGUAAAAUUUCAUUUGGACUUUUACUAAAUCCAGAAGUUUCCUUGCGAUUGGUUGAUGUCGGUCCAUCUCUAGAAGACGUUGAAGCCACCGCAAAAUUUCGUGAAUUCUGGGGAGAAAAAUCCGAAUUAAGAAAAUUUAAGGAUGGUAGAAUUGCUGAAAGUGUAUACUGGGAGUCCUCAACACCUAGUGAGCGUUCACAAAUUCCUAUGAGAAUUAUGAAAUAUGUUAUAAGCCAUCACAUUUCAAACAAAUGUGGUGAUUUGCUGAAGUUUCAUAACGAAGAAUUUCAGCUAUUUACCCAUGCUAAAUUAUCACCGAACGUUGACACAUACAAUGAUUAUGUACCGGUAAUGGAAGCUUAUAAUGAAGCAGUUAAAACACUUCUUAAUUUAUCGGAUAUUCCACUUACUAUAUCAGAGGUCCUACCAGCGGACGAAGCAUUGAGGUAUAGUUGUAGUCGUGUUCCUGCUUAUGAAACUUUUGCGACUACGCCUAUAGACAUAGUUUUCCAGUUCGAAUCUUCUUCUCGUUGGCCAGAUGAGUUAGAGGGCAUUCAAAGAACGAAGAUUGCAUUUUUGCUAAAGAUAGCUGAAUAUAUGGAAGAAUUGGACAAUGUUGAAAAGGCAGCCGUGGGACUUGAGAAUACGGAUCAUCCUACUUACAAUUGUUGUUUUCUACAAGUGUUAUAUUCCAGCGGAUUCACAUUUCGUUACAGAAUACGAAACGAUAAAGAAGCAGCCUUAUGGAAAUCACUUGAAAGGAACUCUAUAACAAAACAGAAAGGACAAGAAGGUUUGUACGUAUACGACCAUAUGUUCAAAUUCAUACCUCAGCAUACCCUUGCUAUUCAAGCAAUCUGUCAAACACACAGGAGUUAUUCCAUGGCUGUUCGCCUUGCUAAGCAUUGGUUUUACAGCCAUUUGCUUACCAAUCACGUAAGCGAUGAAGUGAUAGAGCUUUUAAUAGCUAGUGUCUACGUAAACUCUAAUGCUUGGCAAGUCACUGCUAGUGGAGAAACAGCUUUAUGCAGAAUGCUACAUUUCUUGGCCAACUGGGAUUGGCGUUUUGAGCCACUGGUGAUUGAUUUUCGUCAAAGGUUACCAUCAAACAUACAGUCGCAAGCAACUGAAAAAUUAGAAGUAUUGCGAAAGCAGGAUGUUUCAAUGAGUCGUAAUCCAUUUUAUAUCGUCGUGGAUUAUGAUUUAGAAAGUAAACACCUUGGGUGGAAAACGCCAACUAAAAUGAUUGCUAAUCGAAUUACUGUAUUAGCUAGGGCGGCUGUAUCGGAAUUGAUGAAACCAAUGGCAAAUUUUAAGUCUCUGUUCAAAAGCUCAAUGGAUGCAUAUCAUUUCGUGAUAGAAUUACAUGCAAGUCAUAUUCCUACGUACCGUGAAAAUGCCAAACUUAAGUACAAGAACCUGAAAGUUCUAUCUUCCGAGAGACCUGGAUUUUCACCUGUUAGUGAUUUCAUUGGGGAAAUAGAAAACGCUUUCAGUGAUACAAUUUAUCUGUUUUACAACAAAGAUGACCCCAAAACAAUUGGUGGUAUCUUCAAUCCUGCCGUUCUGAAUUCGCGUCAUUUUAAAAUUAAUACAAAUUAUCCUUUCAAGGUCGUUGAAAAUGAUUUAGUGGUUGUGGACGCAGUCGCCGUGUGUCAACAGAUUCAACAGGUGGGAGGUGACUUGAUUAAAUCUCUUCGUUUGCAAAUUUAAUAGAGCAUAAACGGAAUAAUGGCUGAAAGAUUUCAAUUUUCUAAAUGGUUAUAAUCUGAAAAUUGAUUUUUGUAAAAAGAAAAAGGAAAAGGAAAAAGCCCCAAGCAACGAAACAAAAGGGGUUCUUUUUGGUUAAAUUCUUACUAUUUGGUGUUAAAUAUGGAUAAAAAGUUUUGGGACUGGUUUAGAUUAAGGUUAAUUUUAUUUUUAGUAUACUCAAAUUUAUGACUUGCCUAUUAUGUAAAAUUAGGAAGAAAUUUGGAGGUUUGAAAUAUAUGAGAUGGUCACUUAACGUAAGCAAGUAACUCUUCAGAUACAUGCACACACAAUAUACCAGGAAGAAAG